AUGUCGUCAGCUUCAUCUACUGGGGAGUCUGCACAUAAAAGGUCGCAAGUCAGCCUAAAGACAGAGAAGCAAGAAGGGUCAGAAUCGGCCUGCACCACCGUCUCUUCUACUUGGAGGCAAGACGUGCACUUCUUGGGUGACAAAGAGGGCAAAGUACAUCUUCGUUGCCCUCCAGUGUUUGAUGACAUCAACGACACCCGCAGACACCUGAAGCAACAUCUUGCAGCCGCUUUUCGGGUAUUUUCCAGACAGAGUUUCGAUGAGGGCGUAGCUGGGCACGUCUCUCUGCGCGAUCCAGGCAACCCAAAAACUUUCUGGAUCAACCCUCUCUCAACACAUUUCUCACAGAUCUGUGUCAGCGACUUGGUACUCGUCAGUGAGGAUGGUAAUGUUCUUCCAGAAGGAGCGCAAAAGGCCAUCAACGGCCCAGCAUUCACCAUUCACAGUGCUAUACACCGCGCGCGACCAGAUCUAAAUGCAGUGUGCCACGCGCACAGCGCUUACGGUAAGGCAUUCAGUUGCUUCGGCCGCCCAAUUGAGAUGCUCUAUCAGGAUGCGCUGCGCUUCUACAACGACUUAUCAGUAUAUCCACGCUACGGGGGUACCGUGCUCACGGCUGAGGAGGGCAAGCGUGUCGCGGAUGCGCUGGUGCCAACCUGCCGCAAUGUCAUUCUACAGAAUCAUGGCAUGAUAACGUGCGGUAAGACGGUCGACGAGGCGGCUUUCUCUUCAUUGCGCUCGACCGGUGCUGCCAUGCGCAGUUGCUUGCGAAUGCUGCAGUGUGCCCUGGUUUCGAGAAAAAGUAUAUUCCUGCUGAAGAAGCUGAAUUCACGCACAAGAGAAGUGGCAAUUCAAACAAGAUGUGGUUAG
Penicillium brasilianum is the source of this 870-nucleotide messenger RNA. The record is from the annotation of a GenBank genome assembly. Lineage: Eukaryota; Fungi; Ascomycota; Eurotiomycetes; Eurotiales; Aspergillaceae.